Messenger RNA from Postia placenta MAD-698-R-SB12, 1912 nucleotides. RefSeq lists its product as hypothetical. Gene Ontology annotation, biological process: transmembrane transport. NCBI's taxonomy places the organism in Eukaryota, Fungi, Basidiomycota, Agaricomycetes, Polyporales, Adustoporiaceae. The record is from RefSeq and is a predicted model, not a curated record. Bases 55 to 1431 code for a protein of 458 amino acids. Gene Ontology annotation, molecular function: transmembrane transporter activity. The transcript is spliced from 13 exons. Gene Ontology annotation, cellular component: fungal-type vacuole membrane.
CGAGCAUCUGCCACAGCUUGAGUUUUCAAGCUUCAAGCUUCAUUAGCAUUUUCGAUGUCGGCCUCAGCUGCACAGACACUCGCCGACGACGAGCGGUCCGUACGGACGUUCAAGGCUGACCCGCCCCCCUGCUUGAACGAAAAGUCGGGCGGGAAGGAAGGUGACGAGGCGACGGAAAGGGAGCCAGCGCCUAUCCCACCCCAGGUAUUCCAGGAAGGAGGCUGGAGGGGAUGGGUUACAGUCCUCGGAGCUUUCAUGGUCCAGUUUUGCGGGUUUGGAUACACGUCAUCCUUCGGAGUAUACCAAGCGUUCUACACACAGGAGUAUAUCACGAAUCAAAGCCCCUCAGCAAUUUCAUGGAUUGGAAGCGUAAACACAUUUCUCGUUAUUGGUUUCGGACUCGUAUCAGGAAGACUAUACGACCGAGGAUAUUUUUACUAUCUCACGAUUGGCGGGUCUCUGCUGUACUCGUUCUCGCUGUUCAUGCUGUCGCUCGCAAAGCCAAACAACUUCUAUCAGGUCUUCCUCGCGCAGGGCAUCGGUAUGGGGCUCGGGGCAGGGACGGUCUACAUCCCCAGCGUCGCCGUCCUCUCGCACUACUUCCACAAGCGGCGUGCGCUCGCGAUGACCAUCGUCGCCUCGGGCUCCUCGCUCGGCUCCGUCAUCCACCCGAUCAUGCUCAACAACACGCUCUUCUCCCCGCUCGGCUUUGGAAACUCCGUGCGCGCGAGCGCGGGGCUUGUGUCGGGCAUGCUGCUCAUCGCGUGCUCGCUGAUGCACCCGCGCCUGCCCCCGCCGCAGCAGACCCUCGGGUUCGCGCAGGCGGCGCGCAAGUUCGUGCGCGACCCGGCGUAUGUGUUUGCGACGAUGGGGCUCUCGAUCUUCACGGUGGGGUACUACUUCCCGUAUUUCUACCUGCAGCUGGACGCGACAAAGCAUGGGCUGAGCACCACGUUCUCGUUCUACUCGCUCGUCAUCAUGAACGGAGCGAGUUUCUUCGGACGACUGUCUCCGGGGUUCUUUGCAAGGAGGCUUGGUAUUACGAACAUGAUAUCCUUCGCGACGUUCGCAUGCUCUAUCAUGAUCUUUGCAAUGAUCGGCUUGAAGAGUGUCGCGAGCGUGGUCAUCAUAGCAAUCCUGUUCGGCUUUUUCGCCGGCGUCUAUAUAGCUCUCAUGGCUCCGCUGAUGGUGGUCUUGACCGAGGACCUGUCUGAACUGGGGAUUCGCAUGGGGAUCGCAUUUGCAUUCUCGGGCCUUGGUAGCUUAAUAGGCACCCCAAUUUCGGGCGCACUGCUCACGGACAAGUAUAUAUGGUGGCGGCCUGCCCUUUUUAGCGGGAUCACAACCAUGGCGGGAGCGUUGUCCUUCUUCAGCAUGGCGAUCAUGGUGCACCGCCGAUCACGCCCAGCGCAGCCUGUUCUUAAAGCCUAAGCCAGCGACGCACUCGAUGGCAUGCGCUGUCGAGGAAGAGCGCCACGAGGCCGUAAUCAACUGAUACGGUUGGACGACUCUCAUGCCAAAGACUUACUUUAUGUAGAGGUGCCUAGGAGCCAUAAUUUGCAAGGCCGUAAUUGACUUGAUUUCGCGCGAGCUCCUCGAAUCGUGGCGCCACCAGUGCGUUGCAUGUAAGCCGUGCGUCAGGAACGAUGGAGAUCGGUAUGAACCCACAUUACGAUACGAUUGCACGAGGUGGCUGAGGUGAUGGGUGGGUGGUGUGGCGUUGCGACGGUUCACCGACGUGGGCGCGUCCAAAGCAAAGUCGUUUGGUCACGUCUUUAUUACGUUGUAUCGGCGCGUCUAUCCUCGCCAUUGCGCGGCCUGACACGAGGGGGAAUCGAUUACAAUUGUCGCGAUGGGGAAACCACUUCCAUCAAAUCGAAGGCUCGGAGGUGGAAUCCCUAUUAGUCUUGCC